CGCCAGCUUGGGACUGGCAGGCAGUGUAACAAAUCAAGUCGCGACCUCUGAAAGCAAAACACUGCAGCCCCUUGGCAACUCGGAGCUGGGAAGGGAUCCAAGAGGCUGUACCUACGGGUGGCCCAGAGUGUCCGGGUCGCUUCUUCUCCGGAACGUGGGAUAGGUGGAUCUGGAAGGAACGUCCUGGAGCUUGGCCAGAGUCAGAAGACACACCCUCACCCAUCUGCUUGGGGGAGAGACACCAGCCGCUUCCUUCUCUGGGGAAGCUGAGGAUACGGCUGUAAAUCGACCACAAGAGACCAGAGAACUCCUUCGGCUGAGGAAGGGAGCUAGGCGACUGUUGGAAGGAGGCGAACACCGGGAAACAUGGCUUCCAGUUCACACCCUGCCUAGCAGCAGCACCCAGCCUGGGCCGGCAGGAUGUCCCGCUAGACAGCCAUGGACGGAGCCCAGAGCGCAGGCCUGCAGCUGCAGCCACUCCCGCCCACCAGUGGCGCCACCUCCACCAGCCUGAGCAGCAGCGAGGGCUCCUUCUCCUACAAGGAAAACUUGAUUGGCGCGCUCUUGGCUAUUUUUGGUCACCUGGUGGUCAGCAUCGCCCUUAACCUGCAGAAAUACUGCCACAUCCGCCUGGCCGGCUCCAAGGACCCCCGGGCCUACUUCAAGACCAAGACAUGGUGGCUGGGGCUGCUCCUCCUGCUGCUGGGGGAACUGGGCGUGUUCGCCUCCUAUGCCUUCGCUCCACUGUCGCUCAUCGUGCCCCUCAGUGCCGUCUCCGUAAUAGCAAGCGCCAUCAUCGGAAUCAUAUUCAUCAAAGAAAAAUGGAAACCUAAGGACUUUGUGAGGCGCUACGUCUUAUCCUUUGUUGGCUGCGGCUUGGCCAUCGUGGGCACCUACCUACUGGUGACAUUUGCACCCAAUAGUCAUGAGAAAAUGACAGGCGAGAACAUCGCCAGGCACCUGGUGAGCUGGCCUUUUCUCCUGUACAUGCUGGUGGCGAUCGUCCUGUUCUGCCUGCUGCUCUACUUCUACAAGGAGAAGAACGCCAACAGCAUCGUUGUCAUCCUCCUCCUGGUGGCCCUGCUUGGUUCCAUGACGGUGGUGACGGUCAAGGCUGUGGCCGGGAUGCUGGUGCUGUCCAUCCAAGGCAACCUGCAGCUGGACUACCCCAUCUUCUACGUGAUGUUCGUGUGCAUGGUGGCCACCGCCAUCUAUCAGGCCACGUUUCUGAGUCAGGCCUCUCAGAUCUAUGACUCCUCCUUGAUCGCCAGCGUGGGCUACAUCCUGUCCACCACGGCGGCCAUCACAGCAGGUGCCAUCUUCUACCUGGACUUCCUUGGGGAGGAAGCUCUGCACAUCUGCAUGUUUGCACUGGGGUGCCUCAUCGCCUUCUUAGGCGUAUUCCUAAUCACUCGAAACAGGAAGAAGGCCAUUCCGUUCGAGCCCUAUAUUUCCAUGGACGCCAUGCCAGGUAUGCAGGACAUGCAUGCGAAAGGGACGACGGUCCAGCCUGACCUCAAAGCUUCUUUUUCCUACGGAGCCUUGGAAAACAACGACAGCAUUUCUGAGAUCUACACCCCAGCCACACUGCCCGUCAUGCAGGAGGAGCACGGCUCCAGAAGCACCCCCGGGGUUCCCUACCGUGUCCUGGAGCACACUAAGAAGGAAUGACAGGCCUCCCUGGGGGGUGGGGGGGAGGAGUCACUGCCCAUAGGCCCCCCGCGGUUCCACUUUUCAUUGCCCCAACUGCCUUUCAAGUAUCCUGGUCUCAAACUGAGACCGCUGUGCAAGAUGACCUUGCGAGGCCUCUGUCUCUGCCAGAGAAGCCAUUCAAUGACCUUGACUUUGAAAAUUUCAAAUAGUCGGGGAAGAAUCCCAGGUGGGCUGUGUGGCCGGUUAAGCUAGUGGGAGUUGAAGCCAUUUUACCUCCUUGGACAGUCAGUGAGUGUCAGGUAACGGCCACAGGCUUCCACACAUUCCUUGGAGUGAAAGCAAGACAGAGUGAGUCUGUUCCCUCUUUGCAAAUCCAGCAAAGGGCUGGAGAGCUGCACCGUCGGUCUUCCUCUACCCAGAGCGCCUGCCUCAGCUCUACCUGGCUCACUCACCAGUCUAUAGCUCUAAGGACAUCGCUGUCCCUUUUGCCAGGCCCAACAGGGCCGUCCCUGCGUGGAACAAGCUGUCGUUUGCACCCUGCUGGCCUACAGGGGGCCGCCCAUCGCCUGAACCCUUCUGUGACUACCCGGGUGAUGAGUGUCUGCUGGAUCUGAUUAGAAAACUGGCUUCAUUCCCGUUCUUGGAGAUUAUUCCUUUGCUUCCUCCUCCAAAGAAGCUGAGAGAACAGAGGCGGAGGGGGACAGGAGCAGGGGUGCGGCUGCUUCCGGUCAUCCCUGUCUACGGAGGAUGCUCCUGAGCUCCGUGUGGGGUGAGCCUCACAUCUCUUUCCUCUUCCUCCUGCACACCUGGGUCGGAGCCUCCUGCAGAUCCAUCCCAGUCUCCUCCCCGUUCUCCCCUCGACUCCCGCUUGCUGCCGAGCAGGCAUUUCCACACACAGGUCUGCAGCUUUCUUCCCCGUCUCUUCUGUGAGUGGCCUCCCCAAUUCUCCCCGACUCCCCAAAUAAUGCACACACCUAAGAGUUAGCUGGCAGAGGCUUGCAGGCUUUGACGGGCAUUAGAAUUCCAUAGUUUAUUUAAAAUGUAAGUUCCUCGCGCUAACCGUAGUGCUCUGGAUCCGUGGGCCCGGGACGGCACCCAACAGCCUGCAUCAUCUCUGGAGAUCUGAGCCCCAGAGAGCAUACCCUCCCCCCUCCCAGAAGCCUUCUCACGGGCCCCAAAAUCCCAAGGGACCACACAGCCCUGCCAGGUUUAAGCCUCCAGUUUCUUACCCUCUCAGGGUUCUUUAGGUAAGCUAGAUUGGCCCGGUCGGACCUGUGGCGGGCCCUACCCAGUGAACACCACUGGAAAGCCGCAGUGUUAAUAGGUCAGUGUUGCUAUGCCGUCCUCAGUGCGGCUCUUCACACCCAAACAGUGCUGUGACUUCAGAACUCUGUCAUCGGCUCCAGAGCCUACCACCACUUCCGUAUUCCAUCCUGACCGUGUCUGUAUUGUGGCUUGCACAUCUGAGGUUUGAAAUGGCAACAGAGAAAGGGUUCUUCAAUUCAGCCCUUGAGGGGCGGACAGAGAAAGGGUUCUUCAAUUCAGCCCAACGGCAUGAGGCCCCAGGUGCUUUGCUCAGGUCCUGGGGGCCAGUUUACUGUAUCUCUCACUCACAACACUACAAGCAUUACACAGAGUUCUGCCCUCCAGGACUGCAGGGACACGCGCGCACAUACACACACACACACACACACACACCAGGAACCUUGGGCAGGGCAGGCUGUGUGGCAGAGAGUCACAGAGGCUUGUCAUAAGGCUAAGCCCUGAACUCAAUAGGUGUUCAGGUUGAAGACGAUUUCCGUGCAUUCAUGGUGGAAAUAUAGUUAAAAUUAGAGAGUGGGUGAUCACACCCUCCCCCCACAAGGAAAUGGGCAGCUCUGGAAAAUCAGAGGUGAGAGCCAGGAUUGCCAAAGAGCCCGUGGAAGUGAUAGGAGAUGAACACCAAAAAACACGCCACGGACCAGAAGCCUUGUGGCUCACAGCCGUGACCCCAGCACUUGGAAGACGUUGUUCUCUUCUUCAGGAGGAUUGCCACAAAUUCUAGGCUAACCUGGACUGCCAAGUGAGACCCCCAUCUCAAAACAAGAUUAGCAGCGAAGAUAAUCAUGAAGGCGAUGAUUAGUUGGCAGAGGCAAGUAUCCUGGAGGGCGUGGGAGCUUCUGGAGAGUCACGAGGAAGAACGUAACAGGGUCAGCACCUACGGGAAAGGUGACCCCGUCCUGUGGUAGGAGAGAAAGAUGGAGCGAUAAGUCACCUUUCAGGGUCAGGCUCCAGGCCCCUAAGAGUAAAGAAUUAACGCUUCUGUUCUGAUAGCUGGAAGAGAUUGGGACGUGGGCGUUGUGUGCAAAGGGAGGUUGUUUCCCCGUGGCAAACCCGGGCUGGCACCCAUCGUUCUGGCGUGGUAUGUCUGUCCAGCCUCAUUCUGCCCCUUCCCUCCUCCCGUGGGCUGUUUAGCCCUGGCCAGCCUGAGAUCCAGGUGCACUGUAACACAGGUGAUGCAGAAGAGGUGAGCAGAGCCACCCAGGAGCCGCUUCCUGGGGCCUGGACAGCUCGAUGGCUUUCAGGUUGAGGACAGUAGCCACCAUCAUGUACACGGAGCCAUGAGGGAUGAGCAGAAAGGCCUUUGAGUUCCUGAGUGGAGAUGAGGCGGGGCAGUCAGGCAGUGGGAGACCAGAGUUCCCACCCAGUCCUAGAUGCCCUGCUGGGCCCCAGGUGUCAUUGCAUUGUCAGCUCACAGCAGGGCUGCCCUGUUGUUAGAAUGAGGAAGAAAAAAGACCAAGUUUCUAACUAAAACCCUGUUUUCCCUUGUGGCUAUGACACCCACCCAC
Molecule: messenger RNA, 4481 nt
Organism: Apodemus sylvaticus (European woodmouse)
Lineage: Eukaryota; Metazoa; Chordata; Mammalia; Rodentia; Muridae
Gene: Nipal3
Product: NIPA like domain containing 3
Exons: 12
Coding region: 439-1671 (410 amino acids)
Biological process (GO): magnesium ion transport
Cellular component (GO): membrane
Molecular function (GO): magnesium ion transmembrane transporter activity
Source: RefSeq, a predicted model, not a curated record